Messenger RNA from Zalophus californianus (California sea lion), 3162 nucleotides. RefSeq names its product protein tyrosine phosphatase non-receptor type 4 (gene PTPN4). The record is from RefSeq and is a predicted model, not a curated record. Gene Ontology annotation, molecular function: protein tyrosine phosphatase activity; cytoskeletal protein binding. Gene Ontology annotation, cellular component: cytoplasm; cytoskeleton; cytoplasmic side of plasma membrane. NCBI's taxonomy places the organism in Eukaryota, Metazoa, Chordata, Mammalia, Carnivora, Otariidae. Bases 120 to 2945 code for a protein of 941 amino acids. Gene Ontology annotation, biological process: protein dephosphorylation. The transcript has 27 exons.
CUCGUUUCCCCUGAAAGCAGUUAUGUAUACAUGUAUAUCAAUUUUACUGAAACACUUCUCAGAUGAAAAAGGAAAGCUAUAAUGGAGAAUUUUGUUUGAACUUUUGUUUCUAAAACAUCAUGGAAGACCGAGUGUGGACAGUAAUGACCUCGCGUUUCCGAUUGCCUGCUGGCAGAACCUACAAUGUACGAGCAUCAGAGUUGGCCCGAGACAGACAGCAUACGGAGGUGGUUUGCAACAUCCUUCUUCUGGAUAACACUGUACAAGCUUUCAAAGUUAAUAAACAUGAUCAGGGGCAAGUUCUGUUGGAUAUAGUCUUCAAGCAUCUUGAUUUGACUGAGCGUGACUAUUUUGGUUUACAGUUGGCUGACGAUUCCACAGACAACCCAAGGUGGCUGGAUCCAAACAAACCAAUAAGGAAGCAGCUGAAGAAACUGCUUUUAUUAAUUCUAGGAGGAUCUCCUUACAGUUUGAACUUUAGAGUCAAAUUUUUUGUAAGUGACCCCAACAAGUUACAAGAAGAAUACACAAGGUACCAGUAUUUUUUGCAAAUUAAACAAGACAUUCUUACUGGAAGAUUGCCCUGUCCUUAUAAUACUGCUGCCCUUUUGGCUUCAUUUGCUGUUCAGUCUGAACUUGGAGACUACAAUCAGUCAGAAAACUUGCCAGGCUACCUCUCAGAUUAUUCUUUCAUUCCUAAUCAACCUCAAGAUUUUGAAAAAGAAAUUGCAAAAUUACAUCAGCAACAUAUAGGUUUAUCUCCUGCAGAAGCAGAAUUUAAUUACCUGAACACAGCACGUACCUUAGAACUCUAUGGAGUUGAAUUCCACUAUGCAAGGGAUCAAAGUAACAAUGAAAUUAUGAUUGGAGUGAUGUCAGGAGGAAUUCUGAUUUAUAAGAACAGAGUACGAAUGAAUACCUUUCCAUGGUUGAAGAUUGUGAAAAUUUCUUUCAAGUGCAAACAGUUUUUUAUUCAACUUAGAAAAGAAGUGCAUGAAUCUAGAGAAACAUUAUUGGGAUUUAAUAUGGUGAAUUACAGAGCAUGCAAAAAUUUAUGGAAAGCAUGUGUAGAACAUCACACAUUCUUCCGUUUGGACAGACCACUUCCACCUCAAAAGAAUUUUUUUGCACAUUAUUUUACAUUAGGUUCAAAAUUUCGGUACUGUGGGAGAACUGAAGUCCAGUCAGUUCAGUAUGGCAAAGAAAAAGCAAAUAAAGAAAGGGUAUUUGCAAGGUCCCCAAGUAAGCCCUUGGCACGGAAAUUAAUGGAUUGGGAAGUAGUAAGCAGAAAUUCAGUAUCUGAUGACAGGUUAGAAACACAAAGCCUUCCAUCACGAUCUCCACCUGGAACUCCUAAUCAUCGAAAUUCUGCAUUCACACAAGAGGGAACCCGGUUACGACCAUCUUCAGUUGGUCAUUUGGUAGACCAUGUGGUUCACACUUCCCCAAGUGAAGUGUUUGUGAAUCAUAGAUCUCCAUCUUCAACACAAGCUAAUAGCAUCGUUCUGGAAUCAUCACCAUCACAGGAGACCCCUGGAGAUGGGCAGCCUCCAGCUUUACCACCCAAACAAUCAAAGAAAAACAGUUGGAACCAAAUUCAUUAUUCACAUUCUCAACAAGAUCUGGAAAACCAUAUUAACGAAACAUUUGAUGUUCCAUCUUCCCCUGAAAAAUCUACUCCUAAUGGUGGUAUUCCACAAGAUAAUCUUGUUCUAAUCAGAAUGAAACCUGAUGAAAAUGGAAGGUUUGGAUUCAAUGUGAAGGGAGGAUAUGAUCAGAAGAUGCCUGUGAUUGUGUCCCGAGUAGCACCAGGAACACCUGCUGACCUCUGUGUCCCUCGAUUGAAUGAAGGGGACCAAGUUGUAUUGAUCAAUGGUCGGGACAUUGCAGAACAUACCCAUGAUCAAGUUGUCCUGUUUAUUAAAGCUAGCUGUGAGAGACAUUCUGGGGAACUCGUACUCCUGGUUCGACCUAAUGCUGUAUAUGAUGUAGUGGAAGAAAAGCUAGAAAAUGAGCCAGACUUCCAGUACAUUCCAGAGAAAGCCCCACUAGAUAGUGUCCAUCAGGAUGACCAUUCCCUGCGGGAGUCAAUGAUCCAGCUAGCUGAGGGGCUUAUCACUGGAACAGUCCUGACCCAAUUUGAUCAACUAUAUCGGAAAAAACCUGGAAUGACAAUGUCUUGUGCCAAAUUACCUCAAAAUAUUUCCAAAAAUAGAUACAGAGAUAUUUCGCCUUAUGAUGCUACACGGGUCAUUUUAAAGGGUAAUGAAGACUAUAUCAAUGCAAAUUAUAUAAAUAUGGAAAUCCCUUCUUCUAGCAUUAUAAAUCAGUAUAUUGCUUGUCAAGGGCCAUUACCACACACUUGUACAGAUUUUUGGCAGAUGACUUGGGAACAAGGCUCCUCUAUGGUUGUAAUGUUGACUACACAAGUUGAACGUGGCAGAGUUAAGUGUCACCAGUAUUGGCCAGAACCCACAGGAAGUUCAUCCUAUGGAUGCUAUCAAGUCACCUGCCACUCAGAAGAAGGAAACACAGCAUAUAUCUUCAGGAAGAUGACACUAUUUAACCAAGAGAAAAAUGAGAGUCGUCAACUCACUCAGAUCCAGUACAUAGCCUGGCCUGACCAUGGAGUUCCUGAUGAUUCAAGUGACUUUCUGGAUUUUGUUUGUCAUGUACGAAAUAAGAGGGCUGGCAAGGAAGAACCUAUUGUUGUUCAUUGCAGUGCUGGAAUUGGAAGAACUGGGGUUCUUAUUACUAUGGAAACAGCCAUGUGUCUCAUUGAAUGCAAUCAACCAGUUUAUCCACUAGACAUUGUAAGAACAAUGAGAGAUCAACGAGCCAUGAUGAUCCAAACACCUAGUCAAUACAGAUUUGUAUGUGAAGCUAUUUUGAAAGUUUAUGAAGAAGGAUUUGUUAAACCCUUAACAACAUCAUCAAAUAAAUAAGAAAGCAAAAGUCUGGGACAUGUGUCAGAAAACUGCUUUCUCUUAUAUUCACUGUGCCAUAAAUCUGCUUGCAGGAAAUGGCAUUUAGACAAAACAAAUGAAGAACUAACAAAAACUGAAAACUUCAGCACUGUUGCACUUUAUGUUUAAGAAAAUGUCACUCUCUCAAAAUCUGUAAUUCACGUGUUUGAAGACUAUUUCAUGCUUUGCUCCGAAC